UACCAUUUCUCCCCCCUCCUUGGCUGCCACACCACUGUGCAAAAGGCUUCACAUAUUGAUCGAAAAAAAAUCGAUCGGUGUGGAGCUGCUACAAGAUUGAAAUCGAUCACUCACUGAUGACAAGCUGCUUGUCGAUCGAUCUCGGUGGUGUGUGACGACGAGCUGAUUUUUCGACGAUCGAUCCGGGAGAAGAGCCUAGCAAUUGAACAUCUUGGCCGGUGUGGUGGUGUUGGAUCGAGUAGGGUUCUUGGAGAUUUAGUUUGAGGAAGACGAAGGAAGAUGGUGCUGGCGAGCACGCCCAAGGUGGUGCUGGGAUGCGUGGCGUUCACCAUCUUCUGGGUGCUGGCCGUGUUCCCGUCGGUGCCGUUCAUGCCGGUGGGGAGGACGGCGGGGUCGCUGCUGGGCGCCAUGCUGAUGGUGCUGUUCCGCGUGAUGACGCCGGAGGAGGCCUACGCCGCCAUCGACCUCCCUAUCCUCGGCCUCCUGUUCGGCACCAUGGUGGUGAGCAUCUUCCUCGAGCGCGCCGACAUGUUCAAGUACCUCGGCAACAUGCUGUCGUGGAAGAGCCGCGGCAGCAAGGACCUCCUCUUCCGCGUCUGCCUCGUCUCCGCCGUCGCCAGCGCGCUCUUCACCAACGACACCACCUGCGUCGUCCUCACCGAGUUCAUCCUCAAGAUGGCGCGCCAGAACAACCUGCCGCCGCAGCCGUUCCUCCUCGCGCUCGCCUCCAGCUCCAACAUCGGCUCCGCCGCCACGCCCAUCGGGAACCCGCAGAACCUCGUCAUCGCCGUCGAGAGCGGCAUCACCUUCGGCCAGUUCCUCGUCGGCGUCUUCCCGGCGAUGAUCGUCGGCAUCUUCGCCAACACCUGCAUCCUCCUCUGCUACUUCUGGAGGUACCUCUCCGUCGAGAGGGACCGGGACCACGAGGGCGGCGCCGGCCACGGCCCCGAGGUCGUCGCCGACGAGGAGGUCACCUCCCACCGCUUCACCCCGGCGAGGAUGUCCCACGCCUCCUCCGUCAACGACAGCGACUGCAUCAGCGAGCCCAUCCGCCGGAGCGAGAGCAUGAACCGCGCCGACGCCCUCCGCAGCCGGAGCUACAACUCCGAGGGCGACAUUCAGGUCGCCAUCCGCUCCCUCCGCGCGUCCAGCCUCUCGCGGGAGCUGGUGGAGGUCUCCACCAUCUGCGACCGCCGCGACGACGGCGGCCCGCGCAAGAUCACCCGGUCGGCGAGCCACCAGCGCAGCGUCAUCAUCGAGGACGCGCCCGACCAGCCAGGCUUCAACGACGGCGAGAAGGACAAGGACGACGAGGUCCUCAGCAAGCAGAGGCGCUGGAAGGUGCUCGUCUGGAAGUACGCCGUCUACCUCACCACCCUCGGCAUGCUCGCCGCCCUCCUCCUCGGCCUCAACAUGUCCUGGACCGCCAUCACCGCCGCUCUCAUCCUCCUUGCGCUCGACUUCACUGACGCGCAGGCCUGCCUGGAGAAGGUGUCAUACUCAUUGCUGAUCUUCUUCUGCGGGAUGUUCAUCACGGUGGAUGGAUUCAACAGGACUGGCAUACCAAACACCCUCUGGGAGCUGGUUGAGCCAUAUGCGAGAAUCGACAGCCCGAAAGGCGUCGUGCUUCUCGCGGUUGUGAUCCUUGUUCUAUCGAAUGUGGCGUCAAAUGUUCCAACCGUUCUACUGCUGGGCACAAGAGUGGCGGCAUCAGCGGCGGCGAUCUCCCCGGCGUCGGAGAAGAAAGCCUGGCUGAUCCUGGCCUGGGUGAGCACGGUGGCCGGCAACCUGACGCUCCUGGGCUCCGCCGCGAACCUGAUCGUCUGCGAGCAGGCGAGGCGCGCGCAGUUCUUCGGCUACAACCUCACCUUCUGGAGCCACCUCCGCUUCGGCGUGCCGUCGACGAUCAUCGUCACCGCCGUCGGCCUGCUCAUCGUCGUCAGCUACUGAACAAACCUGAAAACUUCAGGGGAAGUGUGAGUAGCAGCAAGCAAGACUGUAGCAGCAGCAGCAGCACAAGAAAUUAAGAAGCUUUUACUAUUAUAUUUUAGCUGGUUACUUCCACAAGGUAAAUGAAAUGGAAGGAAGCAGCUGUGGAUGAAUGCAGAUGGGUUACUGAACUUGAAGAACUAAGUUCAGCUGAGGGAGAAAACAAUUGUGAUACCUGCAAUGUAAUGUGUUUUCUUUGUUGUAGCCGGUGUUUUUUGUGUUUAGUGUACUGUAAUCUCUUUUUCAUGCAUGCGCGGAGCAAGUUAAGCGCGAGGUGUGCCGCUGAUUAAUCUGCUAAAAAGGCAAAAAUAAGGGGCAAUUUGUUUGUAGAUGAUGACCCGGUCGAUGGAAGUUAGUCGGCUUAUUAUACCCUGUUUGUAAGGUGAUGCAAGUCUUUGAUAAUUAAGUUGGAUGGCUGGGGAAAUGUUAUGACCUAUAUUGUAUGGUGACGUUAGUGUUGCUUCUGUGUUGCCUUUUGUAG
Molecule: messenger RNA, 2470 nt
Organism: Oryza brachyantha (malo sina)
Lineage: Eukaryota; Viridiplantae; Streptophyta; Magnoliopsida; Poales; Poaceae
Product: silicon efflux transporter LSI2-like
Exons: 4
Coding region: 280-1950 (556 amino acids)
Biological process (GO): arsenite transport; transmembrane transport
Cellular component (GO): membrane
Molecular function (GO): arsenite transmembrane transporter activity
Source: RefSeq, a predicted model, not a curated record